Molecule: messenger RNA, 1584 nt
Organism: Penicillium waksmanii
Lineage: Eukaryota; Fungi; Ascomycota; Eurotiomycetes; Eurotiales; Aspergillaceae
Product: fungal specific transcription factor domain-containing protein
Exons: 3
Coding region: 1-1584 (527 amino acids)
Source: RefSeq, a predicted model, not a curated record
AUGCUACCCUGUCAAGCGGAUGUGGACUUUCUACUCUCUUCAAGCCACGGGUGGUGGCUAAUCCAGCAACAUAUGAUGGUCCAUCUCCCGAAUUCGAUUGAAAAUGACUUUCAAGGAUUGUUCAAUGUCAACGCUGUCGCGAAGGGGGAUCCGAUUACAAUAGCGAAGCUACUUCUAUGCGUUGCGAUCUGCAUCCAGCAGCUUGAACCUGAGAUUGACAUGAGCAAAUUGCAAAUGAAAUCACCCCCGCGAGAAAUCAUGAGUAGGAUUGUUGACUUUCUCAUCCGAAACGUCACCUCUGAUGACGACAUUACUGGAAGUAUCGAGGGGGCUCUUGCAAUCUCUGAGCUUUUGGGUCUACACAGAGUGGCCGUAAGGACAUCCAAAGAAUCGCCCGAUUUGAAGGAGACCAAACGACAUUAUCUAUUGUAUCAAGUUUCAAGAGGGGAGCGUUAUCUCUCUACGCUUCUCGGUGUACCCUCGGGUACGGGCUCAGGAGUGCUCCCUUUCGACAACAUCGCCGCUUGGCUCUCCCCAGAAGAUCUUUAUCACAAGCAUCUUUACGAUAUAGCAGGUCUCAUUCUUGCUCGCAACCAAGAGGAUUACACUCAUUCCUUCUCCACCACUCAAAUAAUUGGCGAAAAACUUGAGGCCCUCGCAGAACAAAUGCCGUCAACCUGGUGGGAAAUUCCUACCAACAUUCCUCAAAGCCGCACCCUGGAAGCGUCUGUUCAAUUCGAGCGAGUAAUGUGUCAAAUAUGGCACUUCGAAUUAGCGACACUGCUACAUCUUCCCUUUAUGCUACGUGCAGCAAAUACCCGACGAUACGAAUAUUCGCGUAUCUCUUGUCUGGAUGCCUGUCGGAGCCUAAUCAAGAGAUGGGUGUCCAUUCGCGAGACCAAUGGCACUUUCUAUUUCUCCAACCUCCUUGAUUUCGAAGCCUUCACGGCAGCAACCACUCUAUUAUUGGGGCUCUUUGUCUCUCAUGGAAAUAAGAUUCAAGAUGCAUUACAAGAACGAGACGAAGAUUUUGAACUUAUGGAGAUGGUUGUUCGAAACUUCGAAAGGCUUAAGCGACAUGGCUCUCGAGUGUCCGUUGGCGAUCAGAGCAUUUUAGUUAUUCGCACACUUCAAGGGUUUCUUCGUGGGGAAAGAUCGUCUGGUAGCCUGCGUCUAGAGAUCCCGUUCUUCGGAAUUAUCAAGGUUGCACUCAACGGCGCCGUAGAACCAUUGGCGGGUGAGCGGAUCCUCGGGGCAAACACAGGCCACAACAAUUUCUAUACUCGAUCUAAACAAAGAACCAUAUUUUCUUCCAUGGCGAAAGAAAAUUGCACGCCGGAUUUGGAGCCUUGGUCGAGAGUAAAGGGAUUCGAGCAAGGAGUUGCAGCCGGGGGGAAUUCUGCUAACCGUGUCGUCCGGGGACCUGAUACUAUUUUGCAGCCCUCUGGUGGCCACUUGGUACUUCCCGAGUCAUCCGAUAACCAAGAGACCCUUGACGCCAGCGAAUGGUCAUUUUCGCCAGACGAUAUGAUUUUCUUCGACAGUUUGGUGAAUACCGACUUGGCGGGCAACUGGACACUGUGA